AUGUGGAGUACCUACAUCGACGUUGCGCUUCUUUCGAGUCCCGUUGUGGCUUUCCUUACCGUCCAGCAUCCCAAGAUGCAUUCGAAGCCGUCGAACUUGCAGUACUUUCUUUUCACCUUUGUCUCGUUGCUCUUCCUGCGGUAUGGGGCGUCGACGUACUUUGGAGCGCCGGAACAGAUAGCGAUGGGCGUGUGCACCACUGUGGACCAGCCCAAUCCAAUAGCAUCGUUAUACCCGAACAACGCUACCGGUACUCUUAACGGAACUGUAGCGGUCAUACCGAUUUCUUUGAAGCUUGCGAGACAGCUCAUUCCUCCUCAGUAUGGCAUCUUGGAACACGCCUACAGAGCGUUGCUUCCCAACUUUCCUCGUGGAAUGUACCCGGCCAUUGUCCAGGCACUUCAUGAUCACGAAGUCCAAGCUUUUGGCUACAAGAUCGACGACUUCACCCGCACCGGCAUCGAAUUCCCCUUCGUCGACCUACUAAACGACAACCACACCUCCUUCAAAUGGGCACCCUCCCUGAUCAUGAGCGCAGGCCACGAGAUCGCCCUCAAAGGCGCCGCAGAUUAUGGCACCAACGUCUUCCCCGCCUCCUUCGAGCCCAGCUGCGAUGCCUACCGCGCGGUUCCAAUGGCGAAGAAGGGCACCACGUCCUUCAGCGCGCACAGCCUUGACGACAGAGCCUCUCUCACCACGUUGUUCUCCCCAACCGAGGAAGACCUUUUCCCCCUGUCGUUCUUCAAGAACUUCACUAACCAGCCGACUUUUGCCGACGGAAAGACAUGCGACAAUAUGAUUCGAUUGUUUAACACUUCUCUGACGACUGCGCCGAAUGGGAUUGAGCGCGUCAAGGGCACUGUGCGCGCUAACAUCCAUCCUUUUGAAGAAGAGCAGGAGUGGAGGGGUGUGUAUGGGUUGCGCAUGGAUACGGCGUUUAUCGAGAAUAAUUACCUGGACUGCGAGGAUUUCCGCGGGUACGAUGGGCUUGAGUGA
This is a messenger RNA of Didymosphaeria variabile, 996 nucleotides long. RefSeq lists its product as uncharacterized. NCBI's taxonomy places the organism in Eukaryota, Fungi, Ascomycota, Dothideomycetes, Pleosporales, Didymosphaeriaceae. The record is from RefSeq and is a predicted model, not a curated record. The coding region runs from base 1 to 996 and encodes 331 amino acids. The transcript is spliced from 2 exons.